CGGCCCGCAGCACUGCCCACAGCACUCUCGAUAUGCAACUCACAACACUACCGCAAAGGCCGCAGGUGGGUGCUGAUGGAGAACUGCUGCAGGUGGCUGAUGAUAGUGGGGGCGGGUGGCUGGGUGCCGGGAGGGGGGACGAAGCCAGGGGCGUUGGCGACCACCACCUCGACGCUGCGGGAUUCGAGGCUCUGUGCGAUCUUGAUGGCGGACUCGCUGGGCCUGUCGAUGGGGUGGGUGAGGUCGUGCUGACUGAUGGUGUAGGACACCUCCCCCGCCUGCCGUGCCGCCUGUUGGAUGGCCGUCUUGAUGAAGGGGGAUGCGCGACGGGGGAAGUCGUUGGCGUAGAAAAGUGACAGGUCGAAAUCCUGGCGGGCACCGCCGGUGAACGUCACUGUGACGGGGACGUCCGGCGACACACAGCAUGUGUCGAUGAAACCGUCGACAGCGAGCAGGACAGAGAGGCCGCCGCGGUCCCCGAAGUGUGGGAUCUCCAUGUCGAGCCUCUUGAGCGACUUCUGACACCCGCGCGAUGUCAGCGCCUCCUACAGAUGCAAAGAGAGAGACACAUUCGUAUGUGUACACACAUCCGUAUGUAUCACGCCUCUCUGUACAGUGUGAUGGGUGCUUGCCUGCAGUCGCUUGACUCCUUCCAGGCAUUGCUCCGAGGUCUCUCCAAGCUCGUGCUCCAUCCCCUCGAUGGUCUGCAGGUGUCUGAGCCCCUCGAAGGUCUGCAGGUGUCUGAGGGGCCCCGGCUGCCCAGGAGGAGCGUUGGGGAAGUGCGCAAACACGGCCGCCCACUCCCUCCAGGUCGGUCUCACCCUCAAAUACGAAAACCGCCGCCAAACCUCCCCCACCCGCCUCAGCGACGACGACGACCCGAUGAAUCGGCCUAGCGCGUCGGCAUCCCACUCCUCCACCUCCAUGCACUCGAGAGCGGGCAUCUUCCACCCCCUCUCGGCCAGCACACGGUGGUCUCGGAGGGCUCCCGUGACGCUCUUGAGCGAGGGGAGGAGGGGGCAAGACGCAGAGGAAGAGGAAGAGGGCUGCCGGCUCCGGCUCCGCGCUGUGCGGAAGACGUACAAACCGGUGUCGAAGUUGGAGUUGGUGUUGGUGUCGGUGGCGAAGUCGAUGGUCUCUAGACUGCCCCCCAUGUGCUGCUGGCCCUCUUUCUCGCACGUCUCGUGCCGCCCAGCAGCAUGGCCCUCCACUAUGCUGAUCAUGUUCUCCAGGCACCACGACCGGUCGGAGGGUGGCUGGACGAGGGUGAGGGCUGUCAAAUUGAGGAGCUGUUUGCCGAAGUCGAAAGCGUCCCCAGGCCUCAUGCUCUCCCAGAACUGGCGGGCUGCAGCUGUGGAGCUGUCGAUGGUGAUGUGGGUGUACUGAUAGAGGACAGCGUGGCGGAUGCUCUGUGUGGCACCACCGCCACAGG
Messenger RNA from Vitrella brassicaformis, 1432 nucleotides. The record is from the annotation of a GenBank genome assembly. Lineage: Eukaryota; Vitrellaceae.